AUGAAAACCGUUUGGUGGUUGAACAAGACUCACGCCCGAGGUGAAACCUCCCCUGCAAUCCGCUCGAGGGCACUCUCGGAAGGACAUCGGAAAGUGGGGCGUGGCGCCAUUCCCUUCCACAGGCCGCGCGGUAGUGGUGACAAGGGGGACCCUGCUGCUGCUGCUGCUGGCGCAAUCGCCCUUGAACCCGGCCUUGAGGUCGCCCUAAGCACAACCAAGCCGAGCAGCUCGAGAGCCGUCGCCAUCCAAGUGGAGCAGAAACGGGAUGCUGGGAGGCGGGCAAGAUCGAAGAGCGGAAUCUACUACGGCUGA
This is a messenger RNA of Coccidioides immitis RS, 312 nucleotides long. RefSeq lists its product as uncharacterized. The record is from RefSeq and is a predicted model, not a curated record. Lineage: Eukaryota; Fungi; Ascomycota; Eurotiomycetes; Onygenales; Onygenaceae. The transcript is spliced from 2 exons. Bases 1 to 312 code for a protein of 103 amino acids.